AUGCUCGUCUUUGCGCUCAUGAUGUUGAGCCUGGCAACGCAAUACUAUCAAGUCAUGUUGACAUGGGGGGUCCUCGGGGGCAUAUGCACGGGAUUGUUGUACAUCCCCAGCGUUGCCAUGAUCCCUCUUUACUUCACUUCUCGCCGUGGCCUUGCUCUUGGCUGUGCGACUGCUGGAGGGUCGAUUGGUGGAGUCAUCUAUCCCAUCGUCGUUCGUCGUUUAUUAGAUACCGGUGGCUUUGGUUGGGCAUGCCGAACUAUGGGACUCAUUGCGCUCUUCACCCUCACCAUCGCCGCAGUUGUUAUCAAGCCAAGCAUACAAGCCGUUGAGAAGCCAUCGCGGAAGCUCUUCGACAUGUCUAUUAUCAAGGACCGGGCUUUCAGCGCCUUCGUCCUGGCCUCUCUGUGUAUGUGGCUAGGGUUCCUCGUGCCAUAUAUUCUUACACCAUCGUUUGGCCUUAUGGGACUCGACAAUCCCGUUUCCGAAGACCUUUCUUAUUAUCUGCUCGCUGUUCCGAACGCUGCUCAAGCCCUUCGGCGGAUUAUUCCCGCGGGGAUAGUCGAUCAUAAGGCCCUUGGCGCCGAGGUUAUUCUGAUCUUCAACUCUGUCGUUGCUGGAUGUCUGGCGCUAUGCUGGAUCGCUGUUCAUAAUCUCGGCGGAUUUGCUGCUUUCCUCGUUCUCUACGGGUUCUUUUCGGGGGCUGUGACUACGCUACCAGCGUUCAUCAUUCCAUAUCUCAGCCCGUCCUUGCCUGUCAUAGGCACUCGAAUGGGUAUAGUCUAUGGCGCAGCAGGCUUUGGUGCUCUUAUCGGAGCUCCAAUUGCCUUGACCCUAGAUGGUACCCACGGAGGCCAGCCCAACCGCGCUUUUCUGGGCGCACAGCUGUGGAAUGGGUUGACGAUUCUCCUCGCUUCAUGCCUCUGCAUUUAUCCCCUCCAUGAAGCGAGGAAACGAAGACUUGCUUUUGAGACAAAGGCUGGGCAGCGGGCAGUAUCGCAGGCUGAAGUUACGGACUCAGAAGGGAGAUGA
Messenger RNA from Thyridium curvatum, 1029 nucleotides. RefSeq lists its product as uncharacterized. Gene Ontology annotation, cellular component: fungal-type vacuole membrane. Gene Ontology annotation, biological process: transmembrane transport. Bases 1 to 1029 code for a protein of 342 amino acids. Gene Ontology annotation, molecular function: transmembrane transporter activity. The record is from RefSeq and is a predicted model, not a curated record. The transcript has a single exon. Lineage: Eukaryota; Fungi; Ascomycota; Sordariomycetes; Thyridiales; Thyridiaceae.